This is a messenger RNA of Plasmopara halstedii, 2712 nucleotides long. Its product is annotated as condensin complex subunit. The record is from RefSeq and is a predicted model, not a curated record. Gene Ontology annotation, molecular function: chromatin binding. Gene Ontology annotation, cellular component: condensin complex. The coding region runs from base 1 to 2712 and encodes 903 amino acids. Gene Ontology annotation, biological process: mitotic chromosome condensation. The transcript is spliced from 3 exons. Lineage: Eukaryota; Oomycota; Peronosporomycetes; Peronosporales; Peronosporaceae.
AUGGAGACGACAGGCGUCGAGACUAAGAGCGACCUUGAAAGUGAUAUCGAGCAAUACGAAAUGACCGACGAUGAAGAUGAAAAAGAGGAGAAGACAGAGCAUUCAUUAAACUCUAAAAAAAGGGUUACAAGUAAGCGUAAACGCUCGAUAUCCCAGAAUGAUAAAGAAGAGGUCGCUCGUCGUCGUCGACGACGUCGUUCUCUGGCAUAUCAACAACGUCGACGUUCCCUUACAUCUGGUGAAAAGAAAUCGAGUACAAUAUCAGGAACUGGAGGGUUGAGUGCAACUCCAGCACGUAAUAAGCAAUACAUUAGUGAAAUGUAUUCAACUAUUAUCAAAAUGUCGUCGGAAAAUAAAAUUAAUGUCAAGAAUUCCUGGUCACUUCAUUUAAUUGAUCAUAUGGAAGAUAUUCUUGAUUCCUCGAAACGAAGUGGUGAUACAGUUGAUGAUACGUACAAUUUUCAAAAAGCAAGUUGUACAUUAGAUGCAAGUAUUAAAAUUUAUUCCUAUCGAGUGGAUGAUACUUGGAAUUCGUCGUACAAGAUUUUGGAAAAUUUAUCACGUACAGAGCAAAAACAUGGUACAGAUGAUGAAAUGGAAGUGAAACGUAAAGUUGGACGCAAGACAACGAAAACGCAUGCACGAACGAUUGAAAAGAAUUUGAACAACAUUAAUUUAAAAAAUUAUGAAAUGGAAUGUGAAGCUGAUCCUUUAUUUCAUAAGAUGUCGCAAUCAUUUGAUGAAGGAGGGGCAAAAGGAAUGUUGUUGGCAAAUUUAAGUGUUUAUGAUGGUUGUAAAAUCUUGUUAAAUUCAUCAGAUGUGAGUUAUGUGACUCGUAAACCAAUUUAUGAAACUACAGCCAAGUCAGAAACGAAUUUGAAGAAGAAAGUGAGGAAUGAAAAUGAAAAGUGUGAUCAAAACAAUGUUCAAAGUGAUCAAACGACAGAAAAUGAGCAAAGGAAACAAUGUCAAGGUCAAGAUUUGGAAGUGGAAGAUGAUACUACAGAAGCAGAGUUGAACACAGACUUUGGUGCAAAUGACCGUAUCAAUUUAUCAAUUUUUGGUGAUCUUUCUUGUAUUCAACAGAAUGUUCAAGAUCUUCAAGUUUGUCCACCAUUAUGUCGAAUGUAUGAUCAGCUGGAUGAAUUGUAUGGAGAUGAAGCUCGUCAUAAACUUGGAGUUCAGAAUGAAUUUCUAUUGAAAACACCAGUAAAAGGUCGACGUCAAACACUAGACAAACGAGAUGCUGUGACAAGAAAUCUUGCACGAAUAAUGGAAGGUGCAAAAGAAGAUGAAGUGGAGGUUGAACAAGUACAACAUGAUAUUUCAGUGGAUUUAUGUGAUGACAAUGGAGAAUAUGAUGAUGAUGACGGUCAGGAUUCUAUUGAAGAUAAUGUCAUUGAGAUCGAUUCUCCAAGUGACAAUAUAGAGAUUGAAAAUGAAACGAAAGUGAUUGAUUUGGUUGCCUGUGAUGAUGAAGAAAGUGUGCAAGAUGAUAGCACAGAAGCAAGUUCUCCACUUAAUCAGCAAGUGUCUUUAAUUUCAAAUGCUGCUGAUUUCUUUCGUGCAAAGGUGAACAAAAACAUACCUGAGAAUUAUGACAAUCAUCUCUUUUCACAGAUGAUUGAAUCAGCUUUGUUUCGAUCUGCUACAAUGGAAAAUGAAGACGAAGAUGGCAAGAAUGAUUAUUCGUAUUUUGAUGUGAAAUUACUUCGAAAUUGGGCAGGUCCUGGACACUGGAAGUUCCCUGCAGUACGUAAAGUUCAAAUGAAACAACAUAUUAAAGAAGAAACUGAUCAUCAUGGACUUGAAGUGGAUGAAGAUGGUCUAGUUAUCAAAAGUGAGCUAUUGGACUCAUCGGAUCAAGUGAGAAAAGGAACGAGUAUUGGAAUGGAUAAGAAAGUUGCUAUUCUCGUUGAUUUCUUUGGUGAAUCGCCUGAUUUAUCAAGAUUGAAAACUCCAAAGUCAACAUCAAGUCUAGAAAUCUCAAAAGGAAAUUUAAAGAGACAGAUGGAGAAUGCAGUUGAUCUUGUCUUGCCUGUAGACGCACAUAUUCAACUCGAUUUGUUUUUUCGCCAUUUUAUGAAGGAAAAGACUCGAUAUUUUCGAAACCGUAGUACAGGAUUGGAUAGCGCUCAUCGGGAAGGCAUUAAGAAAGAAACAUUUAAGUUUGGAGACAGUCGUGACGAUCUUGCUAUUGAUCAGGAUCAAGAAAUGCCUUUUACUUAUGAUGGUGGUGGGUUUGAAGGUGAGUAUGACGAUGAAGAUGAAAGCACGACUGAAGUUGAUGGAUAUGGUACAGAAGCGAUGUAUUCAGUAGAAGGUUUAGUUCAAGCUGAUCGCGUUGUAGAGAAGAUUGGCGUUCAUUAUGAACGUUUUGCUAAGCGUGUGGAUGUCAAGAAGUUAAAAGGUACCAUUUGGGAGGAUUUGGAGAAACGAAUUGUUGGAAAUCGUGAAGAGAAUGUUGAGAAAAAUAACGAACGUGAUAACGAUGCGAGUGAAGGAAAUUCACGUAAACGUUUGCUUGAAAAUGAGGAAAACAAUCGUAUUGAAACAAACUUUUCUAGUAUGGUGGAAAGCGUUGCUAACAAGGUGCCUUCGAACGUCACAGUUUCUUUUUACUUCAUUUGUGUGCUUCAUCUUGCAAAUGAAAAGGGUCUGGAAUUAGUUGGUCAAACGAAUCUUUGUAAUUUUCAGAUUCGAAAAGAAUAA